CAUAUGUUUUCUGGGACCGCCAGUGGUUGGCAACCAUUAAUCUGCGUGGUGUCAGAUCUUUUUUAUAUAUAUUUGUGGUGUCGGACGUAGGCGUUUCAGUCAAGGUCGUAUUGUGAUUCGAAGGAGUUGAAAAUGAAAAUGGGGAAAGCGUAUGCCUCGCCAGAAAUUUUCCUGUAAUUAGUAGGUAUUGGGCCACUGGAAAUUACCAAUAGAGAAGAUAUAGAAAAGCUCUAGUGAUCAAAAAUAAAUUGUACUGUGCUACUGACCAUUAACAUACAAAGUGUAGUGAAUAUUUAUAACCUAAAUGUUAAGUUCAAGUUCUUUGAAACAGAUUUGAAACUAUUUUAUUUACAAUUACAGUUAGAGUGUUUGUUGUGUUGUUGUGUGGACUUGAGUCAAAUAUGAGGUGGAUAUCCAAUUUGGAAGGUGGACCCAAAAGGGUGAACCAUGCAGCUGUUAGUGUAGGACACAAAAUAUACUCAUUUGGGGGCUACUGUACAGGAGAGAAUUCGAGGGAAUAUGCGUCUAUGGACGUUCAUGUGCUGAACACUACCACUUUUAGGUGGACCAAACAUCCUGUCAGUGAUUUGCCCUAUUUUGAAAACGAUGAUAUACUACCCUUUAAAAGAUAUGGACACACGGCAGUGGUACAUGGCGACAAAAUAUACAUAUGGGGUGGAAGAAACGACAGAGCGACAUGUUCGACACUUUUCUGCUUCGAUACAGUCUGGCAUUGCUGGACAGCACCCAAGACUACAGGAAAUAUACCUCUAGCUAGAGAUGGUCAUACGGCAUGCAUGUGGAAAAACUGUAUGUUUAUAUUUGGAGGAUACGAAGAAGAAUCUGAUGCUUUCGCUAGGUCCGUCUACUGUCUUAAUCUCGACAAAAUGACCUGGUCGAUAGUACAUACUUCAGUUUUGGUUUCAGGCAUGGAACCGUCUCUGCGGGACUUCCACACUACGGUUUGCAUAAAAGACCGAAUGUACCUAUUCGGGGGUCGUGGUACGAUAUUCCCUAACCAUUAUACUUUGACGGGAGCUCAAGAGACCUACUCGAACCAGCUCUGGUACUUGGACUUCAAGACUUUCACGUGGCAUGCCUGCAUGGUCACUGGAGACAUACCGGUGGGGCGCAGAAGUCACUCAGCUUUUGUAUACAAUGAUAAGAUGUAUAUAUUCGGCGGUUACAAUUCCGUGAAGGACCAGCACUAUAACGACAUGUACGAGUUUAAUCCGGAUACUAACGCGUGGAAGAGACUGAAUUGCAGGGGCAAGGGGCCCAGUGAGAGGAGGCGGCAAGCUUGUAUUCCUGUUGGCGAUAGGAUAUUUCUCUUUGGGGGCACAAGCCCUCAGCAACAAUCGAAGGUGGGCAGCAAUCAUGGCGAGGAAAUGGACGACAUACUGAUGGAUCACAGCGACAUGUACGUCCUGGACUUCCAACCCACUCUGAAGACACUGUGCAUCAUAGCGGUCAGGCAAUAUAAAUUGGACGAGUCUGUGUUACCGACCAAUGUAAAAUUGGAUAUAAUGAAUAUGUUCACACCGAAUAAAAUAACGAUUAACAGGCCAAACAAUUCAGCAGGUUAAAUAUUGAUAUGUAUAUCCAAAUUUUCUCAUUAAGUUUCUUGUAAAUAUCUCGGGUACAUUUAGAUCUACAAAAUGAUAACUUUAUUAAGUUUCCUUUGUGAUAAAAUUAUAGGUCUGGACGUACCUACCCCAAAACUUUUUUAUUUCGAUAUAUACGUGUAUAUAUUCAUUUAUUUUUUCGAAAAGACAAUUUUAUUUUUCUACAGUUGCGUUGAAUGCAGUAACUUAAGUUGUCGUCAAUGUUGUAACGUGUCUACAUUCAGAUUGGCAAGAGUGGGUAUGAUUAUCGAUCCAGUAUUUUGAAGUUCGCAAUUUAUUUUUCUUUUUUUUUUGUUUUUGUCAACUCACGUUAUAUGUCCACAUAGAAAAAGAUUUAUUCAAUUUUAAUACCAAAUUUACUAUUUUAUUUUUCUGUAAAUUAUAAUAUAAACAGUAAAAUUUAA
Anoplophora glabripennis (Asian longhorned beetle) is the source of this 2029-nucleotide messenger RNA. RefSeq names its product kelch domain-containing protein 3-like. The coding region runs from base 402 to 1586 and encodes 394 amino acids. The transcript has 6 exons. The record is from RefSeq and is a predicted model, not a curated record. Gene Ontology annotation, cellular component: cytoplasm. Gene Ontology annotation, molecular function: chromatin binding; protein binding. NCBI's taxonomy places the organism in Eukaryota, Metazoa, Arthropoda, Insecta, Coleoptera, Cerambycidae.